UUGUCUCCUUGGCCUUGAUUUCUCAUGUACACACACACUGCCUCAAUUUCUGCAUAUAUAACCUAGAAGCAUGGUUACUAAGCUUAUGCCUUAUCCCAGCUAUGGGAUUCCCUUCUCUGAAUGCAGAUGGUGCAUGUUAAAAUAUAGUUCUUAAAAUUGAUUGAAAUGCUCUAACAUCAACAAUUUGAUGCUAUGUUUUUGUUUUCCCAAAUCGAUUCAAAAUAAUGUCUAUUUAACAACAAAAAUACUCCUCUCUGAAAGAGAAAAUGGAACAUUUUUGAUAGUCUCAUUGCAAGAAGCUGGUCAGAAAACACACUUCAGUUAAAUGUUAAGUUUCUGGUGAGUUGGCACUUCUCAGUAGAAAAGUUGUUUAGUUAAUAUUAACUAUCAAUUUUCCCUAGAGCAUAUAGGAAGAAUGAAUGUUGACAGUUCAAAUCUUCCUCUAGCUCUGUGUUCUUGAAACUUGAGUCUAUGAAUUAAAUACGCUGUAAUCAUCUGGCAUGCCAGCAUUGUGAAAUUAGUGAUAAACACCCAAGUAGCAAAAUCAUUGAAAUGCCAGAGCCUGGUUUUAAAGUAUGUUAAUAUUAUGCGUUUGUACAACAAUCUACACAACUGUUUUUACAGCAAUACUUUGUGCUCUCUAAGGCUUAGGUGGUUUGUUUUUCUUUUCCUAAACUAGCACAGCAAUCAGUCUUUGAUUUGCUGAGGCUGAGACACUUAAGGAGUAUUGUCAGAUCCCACCCCACCAUGUCCACCCCGUAGCCAGAAGUGCCAGGAGCCAGGCAUAGGGAUUUCUUCUAUCUCCUUGUGUUGCAAUGCGUGCUUUGGGCUUUGAGCCAAAGAAGGAAGAAAUUAAGAAAAUGAUAGCAGAUAUUGACAAAGAGGGAAGUGGCACCAUUGACUUUGAAGAUUUUUUGGCUAUGAUGACACAAAAAAUGAGCGAAAAAGAUUCGAAAGAAGAAAUCUUGAAAGCUUUCAGAUUAUUUGAUGAUGAUGGUACAGGAAAAAUUUCAUUCAAAAACUUGAAAAGAGUUGCCAAGGAGCUGGGAGAAAAUUUAACAGAUGAAGAACUUCAGGAAAUGAUUGAUGAAGCUGAUCGGGAUGGAGAUGGAGAAGUGAGUGAGCAAGAAUUUUUGAGAAUUAUGAAGAAAACUAGCUUAUAUUAAUAUUUGUUGCCUUGUUGUACAGCUGCUCCAAAAGAUAACCUAGAAAAGACUUAAAAACUGGGCUUGUACCUCCUGCAUAUUUUCUGCCAUGUAAAGUCUGAAAGGACAGAUUUUUGGUUCAUUCUUUUUCAGCAGUUAACUGGGGAAGGGGAGCUGCAAUACCCAAAAUCGCUAAAAUGCGAUACUGCAGGAGUGAAAAGGAAGGAUGAACUGAACCUGCAAGGCAGCGUCCCUUCUCCUCCCCUCCUCCACAAUUUCGCUGAUUGCCAUUUUACGUAAAGAACGCUGUAUUUCAACUAUGUAACUGAAAGACAUUUCACUUGAUGUGGAGAUACCCGCUGCUGCUGGGAAAGGCCACUUUUGACUUUAUAAAGGCUACACAAUGAAGGUGCGAGCACAGUUUUUAUAUUCCUUUUAAGGCUUUUGGGUUAUCUUUUGAUAUUUGUCUCCUUUAUUUCCAUGAAAGACUCUAAAACCACCUGUGUAUCUGUCCAUUUCUGUAUGAAACACUGUUUUCCAAUGGCAAGUUGGUUUUGGACCUUAUGGGAAGCAACUGUAGAUAACCAGAUUUGGUUCUUCAUUUGGAGUUGUGUAGAUGUUCUUCUGGUUUAUUUGAGUGUAACCUGUUUGGAUUAUCAAAGUUUAUUGUAUAACCAGUCAGCAGUUUGUUCAGUAAACCGCUGUUAUGACAGUGUUUUAGGUACCUAAAAAGUUCAGUUCUAUGUUGCACUAGGGUAAACUUUGGCUGUUUACAGUCAAGUUGCAGGGACGACUCACACUUGAAGCGAAAAAACAGCUCACCUUUGGACAUCUGUGGAACACUGAAUAUAUUAACAUCCUUGCAAUCCAGUUUUAUUUCACACAUCAUAGGUUUGUUUUUUUAUGAAUUUUCCUGACUGUUUCUUGCAUAUACUGUCAGUCUAGGACUUAGUGGAGGGACACAUUUUCUUCUGUAUUAUGGUGGCAGAGCAGUAACACACACCACACCCCAUUAUGUGGUUCUGCAGGAGGCUUUAUCCUUGGGUCCCAAUUAGACAAUCAGCUUCAAAACUGCAAGGAAAUGGUAUAACCCUAAAUCACGCCUCUCUAAUAAGGUGCCUGAAGGAGAGUUUACUUCUCACAGUGACGUGGCAAGUAGGUAACCAAAUGUCAGGAGGGUUUAAUGGGAAGAGGAGGGAAAGAACAGUAUUUUGCUAGCAUCUGUGCAGAUCCCUCUUCUUCAAACAGCCUUUGCGGCUUGACAGUGCUAAGGAGGUUUGUAGAAGAGAGGAAGAGCCAACUCCUGGAUUUGCUUCUCAUUACAGCUGCUUCAGCUCUCAUCAGCUGUAAGGGCCCAUCAGGGGGAGAAUUAGUUUUGGGAGUGGAAAGGGGAAGUUUAUUCAUUUAUGUAUCUUCUUAGCAUGCAGAUGCAGACCUGGCAUGUUCUGCCUCAGUCUUCUGAGUUUUGUACUCAACAACUCCAAAUAGACCAUUUCUAACCUCUACAGAACUAGGCAUACACUUGGUGGAUUGGGUUGGACUCUGGAAAACUCAGAAAUGCAAAGUCCCCUGUUAACACAUUCAGUGGUAGUAGAUGUAACCUGUAAUACUGUGUUUUUAAAUGUCUAUUAAUUUUGUAUAAGUGUGAAAUAAAACUGUUUUGCAAGUUAA
Melopsittacus undulatus (budgerigar) is the source of this 2816-nucleotide messenger RNA. RefSeq names its product caltractin. Gene Ontology annotation, biological process: centriole replication; mitotic cell cycle. Lineage: Eukaryota; Metazoa; Chordata; Aves; Psittaciformes; Psittaculidae. The record is from RefSeq and is a predicted model, not a curated record. Gene Ontology annotation, cellular component: centriole; centrosome. The transcript has 4 exons. The coding region runs from base 816 to 1166 and encodes 116 amino acids. Gene Ontology annotation, molecular function: calcium ion binding.